Messenger RNA from Trichophyton rubrum CBS 118892, 669 nucleotides. RefSeq lists its product as uncharacterized. NCBI's taxonomy places the organism in Eukaryota, Fungi, Ascomycota, Eurotiomycetes, Onygenales, Arthrodermataceae. The transcript is spliced from 2 exons. The record is from RefSeq and is a predicted model, not a curated record. The annotation marks the transcript as partial.
GACAACGGCUCUCACCAUUGACAGGCCUAUAUUCUAUUGCUCACUGGAGCCUCGAUCUCCAAGAGCAUGGCCCGAAAAGUCAGGGCGGCUGCAAGGGCGGCUGCCGCUUCGCUCAAAUCCACGCCGCAGCAGCUUGAAGAGUCUGACACAGAGAUGACAGGCAUGGCCUCGCCUCAAAAGGAUACUCGCGAAGAUGAAGCGGAUGAUGACGCCGAGGGAGAAGGUGAAGGCGAAGGCGAGGAAGUUGCGGACGACGAUGAAGUUGACGAGGACGAGAGAGACACGCCGAGGACACCUAUUGAGGGCGAAGAAGGGAUGACACCCACCGCAGACAACGAGUCUGAAGGAGGCGCACAGGAUACACCGUCUCGGCCUUCCAGCACGGCGGGUCGAGGCGGCAGCAGCAUGCUCGGGCGACCCCCACGACGACGGCGCAUCGGCCGUCCUCCAAAGAACAAACCAGCCGACUGGGACGCAGAAGAAGGCACAGGAACGCCGACAGGAACGGGCAGGACAGGCACUCCAGAUACACCGGGAGCACGGUCUGGUGCGAACACACCCGUCAAGCGUGGCCGGGGUCGAGGCCGACCUUAUGGCGGCGGAGCAGGAGGUAGCGGUGGCGGCGCAGGAGGAGGAGGGGGAGGGGGAGGAGCUGGUCGUUGGGGCCCC